Racocetra persica is the source of this 389-nucleotide messenger RNA. NCBI's taxonomy places the organism in Eukaryota, Fungi, Glomeromycota, Glomeromycetes, Diversisporales, Gigasporaceae. The record is from the annotation of a GenBank genome assembly.
AUUGAAAAUCAUUGUAACUUAUGCCAAUAUUCCCUUGACAUAAAGCGGUGUACAAAUACAAGUUGUUGUGGACCACCUCGCUCAAAAGAUGCUAUAGAUUUUUUGCAGCUAAAUAACAGUUUUUUACUUUCGGUCACCAAAGCUAAAGAUGGAUAUUUUAUCAAUCCUAUACAUCUUCUUGAGUACUAUGAUUUCUUAAAAAUUCCUAACUAUGAUUCAUAUUGUCCAUUCCUCGAUGAAACAACUUAUUCACGUCUUAGAAAAUCUAAAAAUCAAAUUGAGCAAAACUCAUUAACCUUUGAUAAUUUCUUCCUUCUUCCAUCACAGCAAUACGAUCAAAUACUUUUGUCUGAUGAAUUACAUUUAAGAGAAUGGACUUCGGAUAAUGA